This is a messenger RNA of Hypomesus transpacificus, 1213 nucleotides long. RefSeq names its product canopy FGF signaling regulator 2 (gene cnpy2). The coding region runs from base 106 to 657 and encodes 183 amino acids. Gene Ontology annotation, cellular component: endoplasmic reticulum. The transcript is spliced from 6 exons. The record is from RefSeq and is a predicted model, not a curated record. NCBI's taxonomy places the organism in Eukaryota, Metazoa, Chordata, Actinopteri, Osmeriformes, Osmeridae.
GGCGUCCUAUUGCCUACGUCACCACAUUUUACCGAAUAAGAUGGAACAGCGUGGAACAGCCACAUCUUUGUAGCGGUGGCUAAAGUCUGCAAUAAACAGAUAAAGAUGAGGAGCCCACAGUUGAUCGUCCAAUGCGUGAUGCUUCUUCUCCUGGCCAACCACAUCCAAACAGCCAGGCAAGGGCAGGAUAUCAGAUGUGGUGCUUGCAGGGCUUUAGUGGAUGAAAUGGAAUGGGCAAUAUCCCAAGUUGAUCCCAAGAAAAUGAUCCAGACAGGAUCCUUUAGAAUCAACCCAGAUGGCAGCCAAUCUAUUAGAGAGGUGCCUCUCGCCCGCUCUGAGGGUAACCUCCUGGAGUUGAUGGAGGAGGUGUGUGAGAGGAUGAAGGACUAUGGGGAACGUGUGGAUCCUACCACAAGCAGGAAGACCUAUGAGAGGGUCACAUCUCGAGAUGGAAAAGCCAUGGACCUCUCAGAGGCCAAACUGGAUUCAAGAGUUAGCUCCAGUCUGAAAUAUGCUUGUGAGACAAUUGUUGAACAACACGAAGACGAGAUCAUUGAAUUCUUUGCCCAUCAAUCGGAUAAUGUUAAAGACAAACUCUGCAGCAAGAGAACAGAUCUCUGUGAUCAUGCCUUGAAAAUGCAUCAUGAUGAGCUCUGACCGAACACAGAUCUACCUUCUAAGGGGGGCACUAACCCCUCUGGCAGUACGGGCUUAGCCCAUCCCUGGACAUUGCCCAUCCUCAGAUGCAUAUCUUUGUAAAAUGAACAUAAAUGUUUGGAUUGUAAUAUCAGCUCCAUUAACUAGGUACAAGCAAAGGGUAUAUACUACCUCUCAGUGUUAUAAGGACAUCUUUGAUAUCUUGGACAUUUAACAUGAGCAAACCAAUCUUGUAUGUCAAAUGGUUGUUUAUCGAGCCAUGUAAUUUGAAGUCACUGAAGCUACACAAUAAUUUCAUAUGAGAGUCUUUGUUAUUAGAUUGAUUCUUUAAGCAAAUAUAUGUAAAAAGAUGCAUAAAUUUCAUUUGAUAGACUUCUCGAUUCAAUAUACUUGUAUUCCACAAGAAUAACUUGAACAAUUAAUGGGGAAUUCUGUUAAUGUGAACUUAUUUCACUACAUAUCCCCAAAAUGUAUUAUUGUUGGUGGUUUGUCUCAUUUUGUAUGUUCUUGCCUCUUUUUUAUGGAAAUAUAUCUCAACAUCAAUUCGAUUACAGUA